This is a messenger RNA of Oncorhynchus mykiss (rainbow trout), 6376 nucleotides long. RefSeq names its product solute carrier family 40 member 1 (gene slc40a1). The record is from RefSeq and is a predicted model, not a curated record. Gene Ontology annotation, biological process: iron ion transmembrane transport. Gene Ontology annotation, cellular component: basolateral plasma membrane. NCBI's taxonomy places the organism in Eukaryota, Metazoa, Chordata, Actinopteri, Salmoniformes, Salmonidae. Gene Ontology annotation, molecular function: iron ion transmembrane transporter activity; peptide hormone binding.
AGGGGACGGCGGGGACAAAAACACUGUUGGUAGUGCAGAAAGGACGAGAAGGCUGCUGGAGCCGUCCAGGAGAUUUUAUUGUUUUACAUUUGAACUAACAAGGCUUUUCGGAAAACAUAUAUCUUUCCAACUUCAGCUACAGUGAUAGCUAAGUUUGGAAAGGAGAAAGGGGAGCUUUGGAGUGCGUUUAUCGAAAAUUCAAUGAACCGAGUAUCGCCUGCAUCGAAAGCCUGUACAAAGGGAAAUAAAUAUUGACUAAAUUAUUUUGAGAAAAAAAUUGCAAUGGAUAACGCGGGACCUAAGAAACGUUAUUGUGAAUCUGUCCAAUCCUUCUUCACAUCGGCAAAGUUCCUUAUUUACCUUGGACAUGCCCUCUCCACAUGGGGAGAUCGUAUGUGGAAUUUCGCUGUAGCUGUAUUUCUGGUGGGGCUGUAUGGCAAUAGCCUCCUGCUCACGGCUGUGUACGGACUGGUGGUGGCAGGGUCAGUCCUGCUGCUCGGAGCCAUAAUCGGUGACUGGGUGGAUAAAAACCCCAGACUCAAAGUGGCCCAGACUUCACUGGUUGUCCAGAACUGUGCCGUCAUACUGUGUGGGAUCCUCUUGAUGGUGGUUUUCCAGUUCAAAGAACAGCUCUCUGAGUUAUAUAAUGGAUGGGUUCUGACAUGCUGCUAUAUCUUGGUCAUCUCCAUAGCCAACAUUGCUAACUUGGCCAGUACUGCCAUGUCCAUUACCAUCCAGAGAGACUGGGUGGUGGUUGUGGCUGGACAGGACAGCAGCAAGCUGGCAGACAUGAAUGCCACAGUACGGAUCAUCGACCAGCUAACAAACAUCCUGGCGCCUAUGUUGGUGGGCCAGAUCAUGGCUUUCUGCUCCAACUUUAUUGGCUGCGGCUUCAUCGCCGGCUGGAACCUGUGCUCUAUGUGCUUGGAGUACUGUCUGCUGUGGAAAGUCUACCAGAAAACUCCAGCACUGGCCAUGAAGGCUGUCAAGAAAGAAGACUACCAGGAACUGAAACGACUGAACUCCCCAAAAGAGCUAGAGAACGGACAGGGCCCAGUGGAGGGCUCCCAGCUCAUGAACGAGACUGCUGUCGUCAAGGCCGACUCUCCCAGGAAGACGGGCUGCUGCUACCAGAUGGCGGAGCCCCUGCGCACCAUCCGCGAUGGCUGGGUGGCCUACUACAACCAGUCCAUCUUCUUCGCUGGCAUGUCCCUGGCUUUCCUCUACAUGACAGUGCUGGGCUUUGACUGCAUUACCACAGGCUAUGCCUACAUGCAGGGCCUCAACGGCUCUGUGCUCAGCCUGCUGAUGGGCGCCUCAGCCGUGUCGGGCAUCUGUGGCACGGUGGCCUUUACCUGGGUUCGCAAAAGCUGUGGCCUGAUCCGCACAGGCUUCAUCUCGGGUGUGGUGCAGCUCUCCUGCCUAAUGCUGUGCGUGGCGUCCGUCUUCGCACCGGGCAGCCCCUUUGACCUCAGUGUCUCGCCUUUCCAGGACAUCUAUAGCCACCUGACUGGGAAGAGCAGCGCCCUCCCGGAGGCCGCCUACCCGACUAGCGUGCUAACCAUCGAUGGUCAGGGUCUGCUGGUUAAUAGUUCGACCGUGCCGCCCGCCGAGGAACUGCCGCCUCUGCAGUCCUACAUGUCAGUCAGCCUGCUGUUUUCUGGGGUCAUUGCUGCUAGAAUUGGUCUAUGGUCCUUUGACUUAACCGUGACCCAGCUCAUCCAAGAGAAUGUGAUCGAGUCGGAGAGGGGACUGAUCAACGGCGUCCAGAACUCCAUGAACUACCUCCUAGACCUUCUGCAUUUCAUCAUGGUGAUUCUGGCGCCCAACCCAGAGGCCUUCGGCCUGCUCGUCAUCCUCUCCGUCUCAUUCGUGGCUAUGGGCCACAUAAUGUACUUCAGGUUUGCCUUUAAGAGCCUCGGGCGGCGCCUCUUCCUCUGCUGGUCUCCAGAGCAGCAGACUCAGGCCCUCCCCGACUCUCCCUCCUUGCUUCCCACCACGGUGUAACCCAUUAAAGAGACUCUUUCCCUGCUUACAGCUCCGCCUGCAGUACACAAAUACCCCCUUCUCCUCCAGCCCCCUAGUCAUCAACCUAAACAUGCUUGUAGCCCCGGCAGGACUAAUGUAUUUACUUUUGCGCCUUACCCUAGCAGGUGCUGUCCUUUGUCAUUGUAGAUAGCAUUUACCGUUCGCUGAGGGAGGGUAGUGCGGCCGCAGACACAGAGAAGGAGUCUCUCUCAGACAAACAACCCAGAUCAUGAGGUCAUAAGUGUCACAAAAAGACCACUUCCCUACUUCCAAUAUUUAAAAUGUAGCAGUCUUGUCAUGCAUUCAGCUUAGAAGCUAAAUUCAAAUGUGGAAAAUUGCAGGUAUUGCCACUUGCAGUUACUAGGGUUACAGCUGGGUACUGCUCAAGUAUGUGCUAAUGCUGUUUGCAUCUCAUUACAGCUCUGCAUCAGCCGUGGGAUUCCCAUUUCCACUUUGAAGCCAUUUGUUUCUAAGUAGUUUAUUUGUGCUAUAAAUAAUUUGUGUUAGCAUUUGUUAUUUCAGCUUUAGUAAUUAAUGCUUUAGAUGAUCAGUUCUUGCUCAUUUCUCUUUAAUACGCGGUUAUAAGGGUUAUGCAAAUGUAUUUAUUCAAGGAGCGCAAAUACUUAUGUUUAUCUAUACAUGGAGUGUACAAAAUAUUAGGAACACCUGCUCUUUCUAUGACGGACUGACCAGGUGAACGUUACGAUCCUUAUUGGUGAUACCUAAAUCCACUUCAAAGACAGGUUAAAGAAGGAUUUUAAGCCAUGAGAUAGAGACAUGGAUUGUGUGUGUGCCAUGGAGGGUGAAUAGGCAAGACAAAAUAUUUAAGUUCCUUUGAACGGGGUAUUGUAGUAGAUGCCAGGUGCACCGGCUUGAGUGUGUCAAGAACUGCCACGCUGCUGGGUUUUUCACGCUCAACAAUUUCCCGUGUGUAUCAAGAAUAGUCCACCACCCAAAGGACAGCCAGCCAACUUGACAACUGUGGGAUGCACUGGAGUCAACAUGGGCCAGCAUCCCUGUGGAACGCUUGACACAUUGUAGAGUCCAUACACCAACUGAUUGAGGCUGUUCUGAGGGCAAAAGGGGGUGCAACUCAAUAUUAGGCAGGUAUUCCUAAUGUUGUGUACACUCAGGUGUAUAUUCUCAAUGUGUCACUAUUGUCUUUCUCACCAAAUGUUGGUGCUAAUGUACUAGCUAUAGCAAACAGCUGGGAAACUGUGCAUUCACAUUAACAAUGCACUCAAUGACCAAAGUGGACCUUCUUAUAUAGCUUAAAGGAAGUGAGGGGAAAACAGGAUUGUUACAUUUUGUUUGAGCAUUCCAAAUCAUUUUUGAUGUGAAGUGACAGUGAAACUUGUAUAAGCUCAUUAACGCUAUUGUAGACACUUGUGUACACUUAAGAUCUCGACCCCCUCCCCGCAAUUCUCUUAACUAUAGUAUAACAAUGUAAACUACUAGUUAUUUGUCAUAAUUGAUUUCUACACAGGUAUUCACACACCUUGUCUUUUUCCACAUUGUGUGUUAUAGCCUGAUUUCAAAUUGAGAUUGUGUUUCUAGCCUACACACAUUACCCCAUAUUGUCAGUGGAAUUGUUUCAUAUUUUCAAAUUAAAAAUGAAAAGCUGAAAUGUAGAGUCAAUAAGAAUUCAACCCCUUUGUUAUGGCAAGCCUAAAUAAGUUCAGGAGUAAAAAUAUGCUUAACAAGUCGCAUGGACUCACUGUGUACAAUGAGUUUAACAUGAUUUUUUAAAUGACUAACUCACCUCUGUACCCCACACAUCCAAAUAAUUUUAAGGUCCCUCAGCCGAGCAUUGAAUAUCAAACAGAUUCAACCACAAAGACCAGCAAGGUUUUCCAAUGCCUCACAAAGGGCGGCAACUAUUGGUAGAUGAGCAAAAAUGUUUUUAAAAAAAGCAGAUGUUGAAUAUCCCUUUGAGCAUGGUGAAGUUAUUAAUUACACUUUUGAUGGUGUAUCAAUACACGCAGUCACUACAAAGAUACAGGCAUCCUUCCUAACUCAGUUGCCGGAGUGGAAGGAAACCGCUCUGGGUUUUCAGCAUGAGGCCAAUGGUGACUUUAAAACCACUAGUUUAAAGGCUGUGAAAGGAUAAAACUGAGGAUGGAUCAACAGCAAUACGAACAAAAUUGACAAAGUGAAAAGGAAGCCUGUACUGAAUAAAACAUAGUUGUGUUGUUUGUGGUAAAUCCAGUACCAAUCCCCAUAUUUUCAAGCAUAGUAGUGGCUGCAUCAUGUUAUGGGUAUGCUUGUAAUAGUUAAGGACUGGAUAGUACAACAACAAAAGAAACAGAAUGAAGCCAAACAGGCAAAAUUAGUGGAAAACCUGGUUUGUCCGCUUUCCAACAUACACUGGGAGAUUAAUUCACCUUUCAGCAGGACAAUAACCGAAAACAAGGCCAAAUCUACAAUGGAAUUGCUUACCAAGAAGAGGGUGAAUGUGAACGAGUUACAGUUGACAUAUCUAAUUGAAAAUCAAAUGGCAAGACCUGAAAAUGGUUGUCUUGCAAUGAUCAACAACCAAUUUGACAAAGCUUGAAGACUUUUGAAAAUAAUAAAAAUGGGCAAAUGUUGCACAAUCCAGACGUGGAAAGCUUACUUACCCAGAAAAGCUCACCGCUGUAAUCGCUGCCAAAAGGUACAGGGGUAUGAAUACUUACAGAAACUAGAUGAAUAAAAAAAUGUUUUCAUUUUGUCAUUGUGGGAUAUUGUGUAGAUGGCGAAGAGAAAAAAAGUAAUACAUUUUGAAUUCAGGCUGUAACAAUGUGGAAUAAGUCAAGGAGUAUGAAUACUUUAAGUGAUUGUACUAUGUCCAUAAUAAUGGCUGAGCUCCUGCCUCCCCACUUUGAGGUUAACUGAAGGACUUUUAGUUUCCUGGCGGGCCCAUGAUACCGAGCCAUCAUUACGCUAAGCUCUGCCACAAAUGCACACACACAGCGCAAUCGUAAACCCAGACACAAGGUGAGCAUGAAAAACUGAUUGCAUCUUCAGGUUGUCUCAGCUGGCCAGGGACUGCCAUUACACCAACCAGGUGGUUGCCAGGCAGAACUGUACGUUCGUAGCUCUUGGAGCUCUCCAACACCACUAAAAUGUUUGCAGAAGCCUUAUUUAUUUUUUAAAUGUGGUUUGACUCACUAAUACUCACAUGUUCACAAUAGACUACGGUUAUUACCGCUGCCCAUGAAAACCAUGGCUGAGAUUUUGUAAUGAAAAUAUUAGGAUUGGUGCAGAGAAUAGCCACAGCACUUUAAGAGAACAGUGAGGCCUUUCUUUACAUCUGCCUACAAGAGUCUUUUAAUACACCGCCCAGAGCUAGAGUCAGACAGGACUGCAGGUUUGUGGAACUGCAGCUGGUGUUCUGUGGAGAAAUGGCAGGAACUGAGCUCUGUGUUGAUGUUUGACAUGGGUUACCCCUCAAAUGUAAAGUAAGCACAUUCUCCAGAAAAUAACAGCGCAUUUGUUCUUAACAUUUAUUCAGGAAUACUUCAUACAAGGCAAUUUUAUAUUUGUCAUAACAAUUGCCGUCAAUUUAUAGACUAUUUGAUACACUGUACUGGAUGUACAUUUUUUGUAGUUGAACAUUGUCAGAUUGUCGUCUUUAAAUGUUGGUCUUGUUUUUAAAUGUUUUUAUAUAAGUGUUAACUUCUCAAUUAGCAAAUAAAUGUUUUCUGAACGAUUUGUGAAAUUUCUCUGCCUCGUGUUUACAAAGCAAUGCUCUCAUGCAUAAUAGUAAUGGGAUUUUGUUGUUGAUUGUUACAGAUCAAUAUUUGUUAUUUUUUUGCCACUGUAUGUAGUGUACACUAGCGCUGGUCCGCUGUACCUGCAUCAAAACCCCGGUAUUUUUCAUCCCAUAGCAUCUUUUUAAAACAGCGAGCCAACAUAUUUUCAGGACUUAUUUCCCUGACAGAUCAAAACUAGUUGUUUUCUCAUGCUCUCGUCUCUCUGCAGCAGACAUAGUGAGCUAAAUGUUUGGAACAUCAAAUCGCAAUACAUAUAGAAUCAUGAGAACCGCAAUACAUAUCGUAUCGGCACAUCGUAAGGUCCCUAGCAAUUCCCAGCCCUAAUGCAUAAACCAAGAAAAUCAUGAGUACACUGUUCCAAUGGACCAUAAUGUACUGUCCAUAAUCUCCCAUCAUUGUUAAAUACAGAAAAAGUAUUGUUAGAAAAUCUGUUUAAAACAAAAUAUUGAAUCAUUGUGAAAUCAUUAAUCACAGCUUGCAACAGAGUAAAUUGAGAUGUUUGAAUGCAAGAAUUACAUUCACUUCAAUGGAGUAUAGGACAGUUAUACAGCUUGUAUUGCAUGAGCUCUGAAAUAAAUAAAAAGUAUUUACAC